GCUGCACGCCGGCCUCCCAGGCUCUCUCGCUCCCUCUCUGUUCCUGCUCUCCCCUUCUCCUCUAGCAUGCAGUCAGCCUGGUGCACAGGGACCACGGGAAACCUUUUCCUGGGCUGACAGUGCUUGCUCUCCCACGGCCAAAAGCUCUAACAGACCUUCAAAGUUAGAGCCGCGGAUCUGCUACUGCCCCACGCCCCUUCGCCCCACCUCUCUGAAAUUCCCAACCUUAGCAUACACUGCCUCUGGGUUUCAGAGUAAGGCGAAGCAGCUGGCAAAACCUCUUUGGCUUUCUCUUCACUAUCCUCUCGGCUAGGUACACUAGCUCACUGAAGACUCUGCAGAUACACCCCUAUAAAAGGGAGGGGGAGGCAGAGAGGGGAAAGGAGAAAGAGAGAAUGAGGAGAGAAUGCCAGGUCUGUGCCUCUGCCUAGAGUCCCAAUCAGAUGCUAUGGUUUGAGCCUGGCCAAGGUGAAGGAAAGUUGCUUCCACGCCUGGGAAGUGUGUUUGCCUGUAAAGAGAAAGAGAGGGACUCAGCUGGGAACCGCGCCCCUCCCGACUACGAAAGACCACUGGGUCCCCCCUUUUCCCAACCUCUUUUCUCUCUUCUGCUCCCACCCUCCCUUUUCCCACUCCCCACUGACUCGGAGGCCUGGAUGUUCUGCCACCGGGCAGUGGUCCAGCUAGCAACUGGGAGGGGGCGGUGGCAGGGGCAGGGGGCACUAUGACAGGAAACGGCGCGCACAAGUUGGCCAUUUCGGGGGCAAAAUAAGUUCUCCUUGGAUUUGGAAAGGACAAAGCCAGCAAGCUACCUCUUUUGUGUCGGAUGAGGAGGACCAACCAUGAGCCAGAUCCCGGGUGCAGGCUCAGCCGCCGCCGCUGCCACCACGGUCAGCUCCAGACCCUGCCAGGAGUUGUCGGUGCGAGGAAUUUGGUGACAGGAUCUGCUAGUCUGUUCCUCCCUUAUAUGAAGGACAGGACAAAGAUCCAGUUUGGAAAUGAGAGAGGAAGACUAGUGGGCAACAUUGGUUCUGUCCAUUGAUAUCUCCAAGAGGUACAGAAACAGGAUUCAUGAAGAUGUUGACAAGACUCCAAGUUCUUACCUUAGCUUUGUUUUCAAAGGGAUUUUUACUCUCUUUAGGGGACCAUAAUUUUAUGAGGAAGGAGAUUAAAAUAGAAGGUGACCUUGUGUUAGGGGGCUUAUUUCCUAUUAAUGAAAAAGGCACCGGAACUGAAGAAUGCGGACGAAUCAAUGAAGACCGAGGGAUUCAACGCCUGGAAGCCAUGUUGUUUGCUAUUGAUGAAAUCAACAAAGACGAUUACUUGCUACCAGGAGUGAAGUUGGGCGUUCACAUUUUGGAUACAUGCUCAAGGGAUACCUAUGCAUUAGAGCAAUCACUGGAAUUUGUCAGGGCAUCUUUGACUAAAGUGGAUGAAGCUGAGCAUAUGUGUCCUGAUGGAUCCUAUGCCAUUCAAGAAAAUAGCCCACUGCUCAUUGCAGGCGUCAUUGGCGGCUCUUACAGCAGUGUUUCCAUACAGGUGGCAAACCUGCUCAGGCUCUUCCAGAUCCCUCAGAUAAGCUACGCGUCCACCAGCGCCAAGCUCAGCGACAAAUCGCGCUAUGAUUACUUUGCCAGGACUGUACCCCCGGACUUCUACCAGGCCAAAGCCAUGGCUGAGAUCUUGCGUUUCUUCAACUGGACCUACGUUUCCACGGUGGCCUCCGAGGGCGACUACGGGGAGACCGGGAUCGAGGCCUUCGAGCAAGAAGCCCGCCUGCGCAACAUCUGCAUCGCCACCGCGGAGAAGGUGGGCCGCUCCAAUAUCCGGAAGUCCUAUGACAGCGUGAUCCGCGAGCUGCUGCAGAAGCCCAAUGCGCGUGUGGUGGUCCUCUUCAUGCGUGGGGAUGACUCGCGAGAGCUUAUCGCAGCCGCCAACCGCGCCAAUGCCUCCUUCACCUGGGUGGCCAGCGACGGCUGGGGCGCGCAGGAAAGCAUCGUCAAGGGCAGCGAGCAUGUGGCCUAUGGUGCCAUCACCCUGGAGCUGGCCUCGCAGCGGGUGCGCCAGUUCGACCGCUACUUCCAGAGCCUCAAUCCCUACAACAACCACCGCAACCCCUGGUUCCGGGACUUCUGGGAGCAGAAGUUCCAGUGCAGCCUCCAGAACAAGCGGAACCACCGGCGCACUUGCGACAAGCACCUGGCCAUCGACAGCAGCAACUAUGAGCAAGAAUCCAAGAUCAUGUUUGUAGUGAAUGCUGUUUAUGCCAUGGCCCACGCCCUGCACAAAAUGCAGCGCACCCUCUGUCCCAACACCACCAAGCUCUGUGAUGCUAUGAAGAUUCUGGAUGGGAAGAAGUUGUACAAGGAUUACUUGCUGAAAAUCAACUUCACAGCUCCCUUCAACCCAAAUCAAGAUGCAGAUAGCAUUGUCAAGUUUGACGCUUUUGGAGAUGGAAUGGGACGAUACAACGUGUUCAAUUUCCAGCACGUGGGUGGCAAGUAUUCCUAUUUGAAGGUGGGUCACUGGGCAGAAACCUUAUCACUAGACGUCGACUCUAUCCACUGGUCUCGGAACUCAGUCCCCACUUCCCAGUGCAGUGACCCCUGUGCCCCCAACGAAAUGAAGAAUAUGCAACCAGGGGAUGUCUGCUGCUGGAUCUGCAUCCCCUGCGAGCCCUACGAAUACCUGGCUGAUGAGUUUACAUGUAUGGGCUGUGGCCUCGGGCAGUGGCCCACUGCAGACUUAUCUGGCUGCUUUGAUCUCCCUGAGGACUACAUCAGGUGGGAAGAUGCCUGGGCCAUUGGUCCAGUCACCAUUGCCUGCCUGGGUUUUGCGUGCACAUGCGUGGUUGUGACUGUUUUUAUCAAGCACAACAACACACCCUUGGUCAAAGCCUCAGGCCGAGAGCUCUGCUACAUCUUGUUGUUUGGGGUUGGUCUAUCCUAUUGCAUGACAUUUUUCUUCAUUGCCAAGCCGUCACCAGUCAUCUGCGCAUUGCGCCGACUGGGACUGGGGACAUCCUUUGCUAUCUGUUACUCAGCCCUGCUGACCAAAACAAACUGCAUUGCCCGCAUCUUCGAUGGGGUAAAGAAUGGCGCUCAGAGGCCAAAAUUCAUCAGCCCAAGUUCUCAGGUUUUCAUCUGCCUGGGUCUGAUACUGGUGCAAAUUGUGGUGGUGUCUGUGUGGCUCAUCCUGGAGGCUCCAGGUACCAGGCGGUACACCAUUCCAGAGAAGCGGGAAACGGUCAUCUUAAAAUGCAACGUCAGAGAUGCCAGCAUGCUGAUCUCACUCACCUACGAUGUGGUCCUGGUGAUCUUAUGCACUGUGUAUGCCUUCAAAACGCGGAAGUGCCCAGAAAAUUUCAAUGAAGCCAAGUUCAUUGGUUUUACCAUGUAUACCACAUGCAUCAUCUGGCUGGCCUUUCUCCCUAUAUUUUAUGUGACAUCAAGUGACUACAGAGUGCAGACGACAACCAUGUGCAUAUCCGUUAGCCUAAGCGGCUUCGUGGUCCUGGGCUGUCUGUUUGCACCCAAGGUGCACAUCGUCCUGUUUCAGCCCCAGAAGAAUGUGGUUACACACAGACUACACCUCAACAGGUUCAGCGUCAGCGGAAGUGGGACCACGUAUUCUCAGUCUUUAGAAGCAAAGGGGCUUCCCAGAGCCGGUCCCCACAGACAGACAACCAAGAAGGGAUGCUGUGAAUCCUCUGCAGGCGUGUACGUCCCGACAGUGUGCAACGGGCGGGAAGUCCUCGACUCCACCACCUCCUCCCUGUGAUUGUGAAUUGCGGUUCAGUUCUUGUGUUUUUAGACUGUUAGACAAAAGUGCAGCCCCGGAAUAUGGAAACAGAGCAAAAGAACAACCCUAGUACCCUUUUUUAGAAACAGUACAAUAAAUUAUUUUUGAGGAUUGUACAGUACAUAGUGAUGUGUUAGGACUUUUUAGGCUGAUUUUAGUGCUCCUAUUGUUAACGAUUCCCCAGAACAUGGAAAGAACCUUUGUUUACAGAGCUGAGCAUUGGUGACAAGGUCUGACAGGGUCCGUCUACUAAAAACUAUGGUGGCAAUAUUAGAUACCUUUUUUUCCUAUAAAGUUUUUGUAGGUUCUUGUUGUAACUAACUUAGGAUGAGUUUCUAUGUUGUAUAUUAAAGUUACAUUAUGUGUAACAGAUUGUUUUUCUCAGCACAAAAUAAAAAGCAUCUGUAUUAAUGUAAAGCUAUGAAGAA
Messenger RNA from Phyllostomus hastatus (greater spear-nosed bat), 4226 nucleotides. It is a transcript of the gene GRM3, whose product is annotated as glutamate metabotropic receptor 3. Gene Ontology annotation, biological process: G protein-coupled glutamate receptor signaling pathway; regulation of synaptic transmission, glutamatergic. The record is from RefSeq and is a predicted model, not a curated record. The transcript has 7 exons. Lineage: Eukaryota; Metazoa; Chordata; Mammalia; Chiroptera; Phyllostomidae. Gene Ontology annotation, cellular component: membrane. Gene Ontology annotation, molecular function: group II metabotropic glutamate receptor activity. Bases 1069 to 3777 code for a protein of 902 amino acids.